This is a messenger RNA of Cydia pomonella (codling moth), 705 nucleotides long. Its product is annotated as chorion class high-cysteine HCB protein 12-like. Gene Ontology annotation, cellular component: egg chorion. Lineage: Eukaryota; Metazoa; Arthropoda; Insecta; Lepidoptera; Tortricidae. The coding region runs from base 212 to 607 and encodes 131 amino acids. The record is from RefSeq and is a predicted model, not a curated record. Gene Ontology annotation, molecular function: structural constituent of egg chorion. Gene Ontology annotation, biological process: multicellular organism development; chorion-containing eggshell formation. The transcript is spliced from 2 exons.
CUGUGUUUUGUCUAUUAAAUAGUAUUUUACUGAAACAAUGAGGCUUAAGCUGAUAGUGACUGUAGACGUGGACAAUCACAGGCUGUUUAAUUAAUUAGUAUAUUGUUUUAAAUCAAAAGAAUUUUCGAGUAGAGAUAAAAAACCAUUUAUAAACUAGCUCUGCAAAGCGAAGAGUCAUUCUAGUGAAAACUUCCACUAAGAACAAGUCAAGAUGGCCUUUAAAGUUGUGAUCUUCUGCGCUGUUGCUGUCCUUGUCCAGACCAUCUCUGGUCAGAAAUGUGGCUGCUCAAGCGGCGGCUCGAGGGGCUCCAGCAGCUCCCUCAGCUCCAGCUCUAUCUCAAUCUCCAACAGCGGCGGCGACCUCCUCGUCAGUAGCGUCGGCCCCAUUUCUCCCUCCGGCAUCGCCGUCUCCUCUGAGCUCGGCCUGAGCGGAGACUUGGACGUUAACGGGGAACUGCCGUUCCUGAGCGCCGUGGAGUUCUCGGGCAAAUAUGACACUAAAGGGUCUGGCUGCGUCGACUACAGCUGCGGCAGCUGCGGGAACGUGGCCAUCACCAGCGUGCAGGGCGGCUCCGGCUCCGGCUGCGGCUGCGGCUGCGCACGCUAACAUCAUCAACUACGAUGAAGUUAUUUUUGGCUUUCUUACUGCAAAACACGUACCUAUGCACAAUUGUGCUAAUUCAUUAAAAUGCAUUAACAAAAUAA